This is a messenger RNA of Galendromus occidentalis (western predatory mite), 796 nucleotides long. RefSeq lists its product as uncharacterized. The transcript is spliced from 9 exons. Lineage: Eukaryota; Metazoa; Arthropoda; Arachnida; Mesostigmata; Phytoseiidae. The record is from RefSeq and is a predicted model, not a curated record. Bases 355 to 747 code for a protein of 130 amino acids.
AUUGUUUUCAAAAGCCAACCCGCGAGCCCUUCGCGAGAGAGAGCUGGAGAAGACGCUGCUCGUGAAAACAGGUUACCCAGACUCGACACCCCCUGUCACGUCCAGUUGUUCCGCAGUGACGACACAGUCUCUCGGGAAUCACGCAAGGGGUUGGCUGGACCGCGUCGCGGUGGAACAUCACUAGGUAGCCAUCUUCAGAGGAAGUGAGCGGCUUGCUACGUAAAUCGCAAUUCUCUUGUCAGUAACGAAGUGGUGUGCAACAUCUUUCCUCCGACUCGAUUCUUCCGAAUCUCGAGUCGAGAUCGACCGCUAGCGUUCGCCAACAUCGCUUUCUCGACGGAUUCAACCAUCGUCAUGCCUAAACGGCUCAGCAGGGCUCAACCCGAGAAAGAAGUCGAGAAAUUGAGAUCCCAGCUUGAAGAAAAGCCUAAACGGCUCAGCAGGGCUCAACUCGAAGAAGAAGUCGAGAAAUUGAGAUCCCAGCUUAAAGAAAAGCCUAAACGGUUCAACAGGGCUCAACUCGAGGAAGAUGCCGUGAAAUUGAGAUCCGAGCUUAAAGAAAAGGACGAGAAGGCUGAGUGGCUGGAGGAGCUUACGAUGGAGCGUGUAGCGAGACGCCAAAAGGUGGAGGCAGACAUAGCAAGACUUCAUGAAGCUGGGGCAAGAGCCAAGGCGGCGAUGGCACAGUUGGGAGCUCAAAUCCUUCUGUUGAAAUCCCAAGAGCGCUCCACGCAAACCACGGAGUAGAUCGGGCGCGCUGCGAAUCAUCAAAUAAAUAAACGCCUUGUUCAUGGUU